AAGCUUCGUUUACAAACAUUGUAUUUGACAUGCGCGGCCAGUUGCUAGGUAAUAAAGGAGCCUGGAAAUGAAUUUCAAAAAGACGCGGGAAAAUCAAGAAACGACACAAAUGGAAACCAAGGCAAACAAAAUGAUAAAUAUGAAUUGCAGUGACUUCAAGAAAACAAAAUCUAUGAGAGAAAAUGCUGCGGAUUUAACUGCAAGAUUAGCAGUAGCAGUGGCAAUUGCAAGGAAUACACCCGUCGGAAUGGACGCCGAGUCAUUUGCACAAUAUCUGGCAAACAAGUUUAGAAAAAAGAUGUAUGAAAGAACAAAAAGGGUUGAGCAACUUGAAGAAGAAUUGUUUAGUUUAAAACAGGAUUAUGUCAUACUAGAUCUUAGAUAUAAGGCAACGAUUGAAAGUAGCAACAAAACAGAGUUUCUGCUCGCAACGCAAAAAGAAACUCAAGCAGAGAAUACCAAUUCCUUGGGUCAAGAUCAAAUAUCAAGCAACUUAAUGUUCAUGGAAAACGUGCUUGCUUUGACAUACAAGCUGCAAUCUUGGAAUGGCAAUCAUGGCCAGGUUCUUGUCACAUCAAUUACGUCAACAUUAAGAGCUUUAAAAGCAAGUUCCAAGGAGAUGAAGGGCAGUGAAUUUCUGCCAUCACAGAUAUACAAGUUAUCUUCAGUGCUAAAAGGAAUUCUCAGCGAGCCAGUGCUAACAAACAAUGAAGAAAUAACUGCGAGCGUAAUUCAGCUUGGAGAAGAAUUGAUAAACCAGAUUGCAACAAGCAACUGUACGGGUCAAUGGCAGGAAAAAUUAAGUGAAACAGUCGUGUCACUAGCUGUGAAUAAUGCUACGAGAAAUGGUAUAUUGGCAAAGCUUAUGGUACUCUUAAAAGCCGAAUGGUUCGGGUACAUUGACCACGAAAAAACUGGAUCAGUGUUCUGCUACUACAAAUUCGAGAGUUUGUACUUUGUAUUCUGGAUGAUGGAGAGGAUUCUCAUGACAACGAAGAAAAAUGCAUCUCUGCUUGCAGUAAAGAGAGAACUGACGCACUUCUUGAAUGACAACAUACAUGACAUGUAUGCGGCAUUCCCUUUGCUUGUCCACUACAUCUGGAAACUGGUGGCUAUUCUGGACAUUCAAAAAAGCGAAGAUGAAUACAAGAAUGCCCUAUUGCCAUUAUGACAAAAGUCAUAACUUGCGUCAAAAGCGAUCUAUCUUGCCAAGCACAAGACAAUAUCUUACUUGCAACGAAGUCUCGUCGAGAGAUUCAAAGAUCAAGAAACCUUUAACUCCUUUUCAUACACGUACCUUUGAAAUCUGUUUCAAAAAGUCUGCCCGCAAAAAGACGAUUAAAAAAUUGGAUAAAAGCAAUUAUGAGAUUUGUGUAUUUACAAGAAAUCUCUUGUGAAAGGACUUCCU
Messenger RNA from Rhopilema esculentum, 1408 nucleotides. RefSeq names its product meiosis-specific protein MEI4. Gene Ontology annotation, biological process: spermatogenesis; homologous chromosome pairing at meiosis; oogenesis. The record is from RefSeq and is a predicted model, not a curated record. Gene Ontology annotation, cellular component: lateral element. NCBI's taxonomy places the organism in Eukaryota, Metazoa, Cnidaria, Scyphozoa, Rhizostomeae, Rhizostomatidae.